AUGGCGGGCAGCUUCCACGUGUUGCACUACCGCGUUGGCGGCGUGCCCCUGUGGCACGAGCGCCUCGCGCUUGGCGUCAACGGGGGCCUUGCCUACAUCCUCACUCCCGACUUCGACGACUACGACGAGCCCAUCAUCGUCGGCCCCGACGUGCGAGCGUUCCUGCAGCUCGCGGGCCAGGGCGACACGCCGCCAGCCCUGGCGGGCGCCGCGGCACUCCGCUUCCGCCGCCUCCCGACGGCCGCGGAGCUGUGGGCGGCUGUCGCACGCUCGGUGGCCGCGGGCUACCCGAGACCCGCCGACCCGCUGCCGCUGGCGCUCGCGGCGGGCAACGUGGCAGGCGCCCUGCCUGGUCCCUUCCCGCUGGCGGACCCUGCGGCUGCGGCCGCCCUGCCGCCUGCGGCCCUGCCGCCACCACCUGGCGUGGGAGGUGCGGCGCCGCCCGCGGGGGCUGCGGCCCCGCUGGCGAUACCCCCCGCGGCAGCGGCCGCUGCGGCGGCCCCUCUCGGCGUCGCCCCUGGCGUCGCUGCGCUGGCCGCCGCGCUGGGAGCCGUCCCGCCUGGCCCCGCGGGGGCCUUGCCGCUGGUGCCAGCACCCGGAGUGGCGGCUGCGCUUCCCGCCGCCGCCCCUGCGGCGCCCGCCCCCGUCGGCGACUUCAGGAUCCUCCCGAUGCUGCUCAACCCGCGGGGCGAGCGCGAGAGGAGGUUCGGCGAGACCGUCAACGCCCUCUCGGAGACGGCCGUGCAGGGCUGGCCUGUGCAAGGGCCGAGGACCCUUCUCUGGUGCCUGUCCUUCAUGUCGACGAUGGCGGGUACGCCUACGGCGUGGCAUCAGAGGUGGCUUACGUCGAUGGCGUUGUCCGACGAGGACGAGUACGCGAAGCUCCACGAGACCCUCUGCCGCGUCUUGGACAUCGCCGUCGCGUGCGACCAGCUGCAGAUCGCCGAGAUGGCCUCGUUCGAGAUCGUCGCUCGCCAGCUCCAGCUCCUGGAGGAGCGGGUGUACGAGACGCGAUCGGCACCUCCGAGCGGCGCAGCCCCCAAGGCCAAGGCCGCUGCCAGAGGCGGCGCCGCAGCUGGGGGUGCUGCCUGGCGUGAGUGGUACAGCGGCGCGGUGCCCACUCUCAACCACAUGUACCACUGCGACCCGAACGAUGUGAUCAGACCGCCUCCUGGUCUUCCUACGCGCGCUCGUAGUGACGCUGAGGAGUAUAUUGCUCAACAGUAUCGCGAUUUCGAACUACCUCCUGGAUAUUCCGAAUCUCCUCUAAGAUGCGAGGCAGCCCUCGGAGAGUUGCUCGCAUCGGCGCCUGGGUACUCUGGAGAGUCUCGGGUAAGACCCUACAACAAGGAGCUCGUCUCCUGGCCGAAGCACGUGGCGCCUGUCCCGACGGCCGACCUCGUUUCUGAAGCUGAUCGUUCUACGUUGUCUGGGUGGAGGCAUCAAAUGCUACGUGACCCUGCUGAUGCAGCUGCACUCAGGAAGGACUCGGGGCUGGGGUCGCCCGAUGUGGAUCCACGUCUUCGAUGUCGGCCUCGGGGGUAUGCUGAUUUUCUGCUACGCCUGGAUCAGGCUGGCAUGCUUGACUGGGAGGUCGCCGGACGUCAGGCUACCUACUCUACUGGGUUUUUCUUUGUCGAAAAGUCCAACGGCAGCUCCAUGCUGGUGGGCGGCGCUGCCAUCCCUCCGCUGCGGAAGGACUCCGACGUCAUCGGCGCGGGCUACGUAGACAACUUUGCCACCGUGUCUCUCGACCCUGAUGUGGCCGCGACGGCCUGCCAGGCCAUGCGCGACGUGCUCGCGUCGAGGGGUCUGCCCGUCGACGAGUUCGCCCCCGCGGCCAAGCGCGUGGUCUUCACUGGCUUGGACAUCCUCGGCGACGUCGGCAUCGUCCGGUGUAAGUUCGACAGGCUCUGCCGGUGGCGUCAAGCCCUUCUUGGUCUACUUAGGCGUGGCUUCGCAUCGCCUCUGGCCUUGUCAGCAGUGGUGGGUCACUGUACUUGGGGUAUGAUCACCAAUAGACCCAUGCUGUCGAUCUUCAACUCGGUCUACCGCUUCAUGGGCCUGGACUCCCGCUUGGCCGCGCCGCUGUGGCCGUCGGUCAUCGCAGAGUUGCGCGCGGCAGCCACCCUCACACCGCUAUGGUGGGCCGACGUCAGAGCAGAGUGGUCGGCGACUACCUUCUGCAGCGACGCCUCCCCCUACGGCAUCGGGGUCUGCCGCAAGACCGUCGACCAGGAGGUCGCCGCGGCCGCUGGGCGUUUGUCUGACAGAUGGCGCUAUCGGUUCUCCGACGCCGUGCACGCCCGUGCGCGCGCUCUCGGGAUCGAGCCUCGCAUUGUGUUAGAAGCUGCCGUGAACAAAAAUUGCCUCAAAGAGUGCAGCCACAGUCCGAGGCCUCCCAAGAUCCCUGGGGGCCCUCCGUCUACGGCAUCAUCGUUACAUCAACCAGCUGACGCUGCUUCCCUCGACGGCUUCGACGAAGUUCCCGACUCGAUCGCGGCUUUCGACGGCUGGGCCACGAUGCACAGUUCGCGUCACCCGAGGUUCGGCUUGGACAUUAUGCGAUACGAGGCGGAGGCUCUCGGGUUUGCGAUGCGACAUUCGGCUCGGUCUGGACGGCUUCGUCAUCAUCGCAUCUUGUUCACCGUCGACAAUUUGGCUCUGGCACUUGCCGCCGGCAAGGGCCGUUCUGGCGCCCGAGGCCCUCGCGACCCUCUACGCCGUCUAUGCGCCCUGUCGGCGGCCUCGGGCAUCCGCCACGCCAUUCGGUGGAUCCCCAGCGAGAGCAAUGCCGCGGACUCGCCGUCCGGGACAGGCUUCUUCGUCGGGCCGACCUUCGAGGAGCACCAAGCGAAUGCGACCAGGGCCCAUCCUGGGCCAGUGCUGCUCGCCCGAGGGGCCCUGUCGGCGCUGGAGUCAGCCGCCGUGUCGGACACGACCGUGGCCAACUACUGGGGCGCCGCCAAGAAGUUCGAGGAGUGGUGCCGCUGGACGUCCCAGACGUUCUCCACGGCAGCGGAGGUCGAUGUCAUCCUAGUUACCUACUUCGUGAACCUCUUUCUGGACGGCUUCGACAGUGCCACGGGCCGUGUACUCAUGGCCUCUCUGAAGCACUACCUGCCCGCGAUCCUCGUUGGCAGGGCUCCGUGCCCACGGGCGGCUCGCGCCUUGACAGGCUGGCGGGAGCUCGUUCCCCCACAGAUGCGACUCCCUCUACCUCGAGCGGCGAUGGCGUCCAUCGUGGGCGUCCUGAUCUCGUGGAAGCUCUUCGGCAUGGCUGCGUUCAUCAGGCUGAUGUUCGACACCUACCUGAGGCCAAGCGAGGCAUGCCGCCUCACGGCGGGGAGCGCGAUGCGACCUCGACCCGACGGCGCCCUGGGAUACGGCCACUGGGCCCUGAUCGUCAACGACGCCUGCUUCGACCGCCCUGGCAAGACAGGCGAGAUGGACGAGAGCGCGAUUGUCGACAAGCAGACCAUCUGGCCGCUCCUGGAGGCCUUGGUGCACGGCAAGGGCCCGAUCGACGGCCUUUGGACCUUCGCCCCCGACGAGGUGCGGAGCAUGUUCCGUCGAGCGGCAGCUGCCCUCGGCCUGGAGACCGAGUUGACUCUCUACUCGCUCCAUCAUGGGGGCGCGUCCGACGACCUGUUGCCGCUCAGGCGCACGAGGAAGGAGGUCAAGGACCGCGGCCGCUGGAGGACGGACCAGAGCCUCCUCCGCUACGCGAAGCGGGCCCGCAUGCAGCAGCGGAUCGCCAACCUAGGCCAGAACGUCGUCGAAUUCGGCGAGCAGGUGGACAGGCAGAUGAACGACGUCAUCAUCCAGACCACGGCCUCGGGCGUCUUCCCGCUGCAGGCGCCGCUGGCCGUGGCGCCGACGCACUGCCCUGCGCUGGUGCUCGGCAGCGACGGUGGCGCGGCCCACGCCUUGCAGCGGCUGGGCUUCGGCGUCGUGCACCUCGACCCGAGUCGCCACGCAGGCGACGACAUCACCGGUCCCGGAGAGCGGGCCGUCCUCCGGUCCGCCGCGCUGGCCGAGGAGAGCGCCCAGGACGUGAGCGCGCUCGUCGCCAAGUUCGGCGAGGAGAGCAUCGAGCGCGACGCGACGCUCCGGGAGGAGGAGGAGGCGGUGGCGCUCGGGCCCCGGCUGCGGGAACUGAAGCGGCGCGUGGUCGCCGACCUCCGCUUCAAGGCCGCGGUGCGCAGUACGUGCUCCGACCUCGCGGUGGUCCGCCCCGGCUGCUGGGACGUGGCGCCCUCCGCGCUGUUCUGCAGGGCCCUCGGCCGCGCCGCGCUCGAGGCGCACGGCCCCACCGGCGUGCUCGAGGCGAUGCUGCGGCACGGAGACGCGGCGUGA
Prorocentrum cordatum is the source of this 4359-nucleotide messenger RNA. The record is from the annotation of a GenBank genome assembly. Lineage: Eukaryota; Dinophyceae; Prorocentrales; Prorocentraceae.